Tarenaya hassleriana is the source of this 943-nucleotide messenger RNA. RefSeq names its product protein MIZU-KUSSEI 1. Bases 65 to 823 code for a protein of 252 amino acids. Gene Ontology annotation, biological process: hydrotropism. The transcript has a single exon. NCBI's taxonomy places the organism in Eukaryota, Viridiplantae, Streptophyta, Magnoliopsida, Brassicales, Cleomaceae. The record is from RefSeq and is a predicted model, not a curated record.
CAUACACAAAGAAACUAUAUUUGUUCAAUAUAUAUAUCAAAUAUCAUCGAUUCGUAUAUUAAAGAUGUCGUACCCUAAAAUCGCGCCGGCGGCCACAGCCAUUCCGUCGGCGGUGGUUACGACAGUGGAUUGCCACAAGCAAGUCCGGUCGUGGCGGCUUCUCCGCUCUGUUAUGGAGCUUCUCAUCCCGACCUGCAACUGCGCGUUUGUCCAAGAACACGAACAAGAAAACCCUAACUUGCAAAGCAAGCAACUUUACAACGAAACCUACUCCAACCCCCACAAAUCUCGCACACCCUCGUUUCGUUCUUCGUCCCCUUCUUCAACCACCGUCACGGGCACAAUCUUCGGCUACCACGGGGGGAAAAUCAGCUUCUGCAUUCAGAAAUCGUCAAAAUCAACGAACCCUGAACUUCUUCUCGAGCUUGCCGUCCCGACAACGGUCUUGGCUCGGGAGAUGAGAGGAGGAGUGCUACGUAUAGUGCUCGAAUGCAACACGGAAUCCGAAAGACAACAAAACGACAAAAAAGGAGAUUCCGUAUCGUGGAAUAUGUACUGCAAUGGCAAAAGAGUCGGGUACGCGAGGAGACGGAGGCCGUCGAAGGAAGAUGCGGAGGCUCUGGCGGCUCUGAGGUCGGUGGUGGUGGGAGCCGGCGUGGUGAGCGGGAAAGAGCUCGAGGGGGACGGAGGAGGUGACGAGUUGAUGUACCUGAGGGCUAAUUUCAGAAGGGUUUCUGGUUCUAAUAAAGAAUCGGAAUCUUUCCAUUUGAUCGACCCCGCUGAGAAUAUCGGACAGGAACUCAGUAUCUACCUUCUCCGGUGACCAGUUUGAUGACUGAGAAGAUGAUACGCUUUUUCCCCCUUCAAUUUCCAUUUUUUUUUCUCCCGUUGUUCAAGCAUGGCAAGUAUGGUGGACUGAAGAACACGAAGGUACUGUCUUUUU